Salarias fasciatus (jewelled blenny) is the source of this 5604-nucleotide messenger RNA. It is a transcript of the gene dbpa, whose product is annotated as D site albumin promoter binding protein a. Lineage: Eukaryota; Metazoa; Chordata; Actinopteri; Blenniiformes; Blenniidae. Gene Ontology annotation, biological process: regulation of transcription by RNA polymerase II. Gene Ontology annotation, molecular function: RNA polymerase II cis-regulatory region sequence-specific DNA binding; DNA-binding transcription factor activity, RNA polymerase II-specific. The record is from RefSeq and is a predicted model, not a curated record. Gene Ontology annotation, cellular component: nucleus. The transcript has 5 exons. The coding region runs from base 546 to 1694 and encodes 382 amino acids.
UCUCUCCACUCACUGCAUGGGACGAACACACGGCCGCUUUUAUUUCUGCUUUUGAUAUUAUUUCUGCCUGCCUUCGGAUUAUAAUCCCCGCUGUCGAUCAAUCAGACGACCGAACCGACCCUCAGCCCAGCCCGCACCGGACCGGACCGGGGGCUUCAUCCCAGAGAGGAGUGAUCAGGAGUGAAACGGUGUGAGUUUGUUUAAAGAGGAACUCCUGAAGCUCAGAAGAUGAACUGCACUCCAUCAGACAUGGUGCCAUUUUGGAGAUAAACCCCCCCCCCCCCUCUUUUUUUUAAUUUCCUUUCUAUUUUUUUUCUUUCUUUUUUUCAUGGGACGCGCGGACAAGCGGCACAUCAGGUGGAGGUCGUGAGCGCGCACAGCACGCGCACCCCGCCGUCACCUGUCCGCGCACCUUUUGACGGCGCGCCUGUCAAUUAGCGCGGCUAAGUGGAUUAUUUUGAUCUUGAAUUUCGAGUCUGCAGGUUCCUCCUCUCCUCACCUCCCGCCCCCUCAUCCCGCUCCCCCCCGCCAGCCCCCUGGAAGUUAUGUCAAGGCCCCUCACUCAGCUCCUGCCGCCGGAACUGCCUGCCGGGGCCACCAGCCCCCAGUUCGGGGCCACCAACCCGGCCGGAAGCGCCCCCCAAGGAGGACACCUGACCUCCAUGACCAACCUGAAGUCCCUCCUCCAGCUGCCAAUCAAGGCCGACCAGAGGGGCCCCAAGGACUGCUGCGAGAUGAAAGACAAAGACAAGCCGCUGGACUCUGAUGAGGACUCGUUGGGCGUCGGCGGUGGGGGUCCCGGCGGCGUGGGAGGAGGCACCCCCGGCUCUGGCGCGCUGCGGCCCAACUCCCAGUCGGCCUUCCUGGGCCCGCUGCUGUGGGAGAGGACCCUGCCGUGUGACGGAGGCCUGUUCCAGCUGCAGUACAUGGACCUGGAGGAGUUCCUGACCGAGAACGGGAUGGGGAUGCACAGCAAUGGGCCCAGCUCCGCCAGCGCCCAGAUCCCCUCGCAGAGCUCCCAGUCUGCCGUGCCCAACCAGAGCUCCCAGUGCCCUCCGACCUCUCCUCCACCCUGCUCCUCCUCUUCCUCCUCCAUGUCGUCUUCAUCCUCCUCAUCCUCACUGCUGGGACUGGAGACUGUGCAGCCGCAGCCGCCGCCGCUGCCCCCUCAGCAGCAGCAGCAGCAGCAGCAAGGCAUGAUGGGAGGACCAGAGUGUCUACAUGGUGGCCAGGCUGUGCCUCAGGACCCCUCACCCUCCUCCACCUGCCCCCCGGGUCCUCCCGGACCUGCGGCGGGCGCCAACGGCAACAGUGACAUCAUGGUGAACUUUGACCCCGACCCCGCGGACCUGGCGCUGUCCAGCGUGCCGGGCCAGGAGGCGUUCGACCCGCGGCGGCACCGCUUCAGCGAGGAGGAGCUGAAACCUCAGCCCAUGAUCAAGAAGGCUCGGAAGAUGCUGGUUCCCGACGAGCAGAAGGACGAGAAGUACUGGAACCGGCGCGUCAAGAACAACGAGGCGGCCAAGCGCUCGCGGGACGCCCGGCGCCUGAAGGAGAACCAGAUCUCGGUGCGCGCCGCCUUCCUGGAGCGGGAGAACGCCGCGCUGCGCCAGGAGGUGGCCGACAUGAGGAAAGAGCUGGGCCGCUGCAGGAACAUCAUCAACAAGUACGAGAGCCGGCACGGAGACUUGUGAAGGCCCGAGACGACGGAAGGAGACGGAGGCGGAGGGGGCAGGGGGGAGGGGACGAGGAGACGAGGAAAGGGUACACGGCAACCCAACAACAGCAGCACUUUAGUUGAAGUGGCGAGGGGGGAAGGCGGGCGUAGACCUGCAGUAAGCGCCGUUCGACACCGGGCGCAAACACCACCAGAGUGUUUUUAAUGGGUGCGCUGUGCCUCAGGAUGUCACGACAGGCGAGCACAGCGACGCCAUCUUUCUUUCUGUUGUUGUUGUUUGUUUUUUUUUGUUGUUCCCCCCGGUUUGACUCUCCGGCUGCUCGGCUGAAUCCACACCACGUACUGUAUCUCCACCCCGGCAGCUUGACGACGCCCCUCGGUGCUGUGGUGCUUACGCCCGGUGUCGCGCCACGUUUGUGCAGGUAGUGCGCCGCGGCCGCUGCUCUGGCCAGUUCAAACAGGGUGUUGAAUUCACAAUAUGCCAGUGAAAUCUCACUUUUUAAGCUCAAGGCAUGGACACAAGCCAGGAGAGGUCAGACGUGUAAUUUUUUUUUCUAUGAAUAGAACAAAAAAAAAAAAAAAAACAUGUAUAUUUUUGAACUGGGCAGGAAGGCAAGACUAGUCCAGCAAAGAGGAGGCAAACGGGGCAGGGCGGGGCGUGAGGCGCAGGGUUUUCGUCCAAGAGAUUUUGACAUAGGAUUAAUGUAUAUUUUUCUAUUAGCAGAUGUAUUCAGGAGGAGAAGGAGGAUUUUGGAGAUAAUCUUUUGUAUAUUUUCUAUAUGGGGCGGGGGAGGGGCUGUUAGCUGGACGGUCACGGGGCCACAUAAAGCGCUUUUCCUCCCAGCUGUGUAUUGCUAAACAACAAAUAAUCUAUUUUCAACUUCACAGAGCUGGUUAGCCAGAAGGCAGAGGUGUAACAGAGAAUGUAUCACGGUUGAAUCAGGUAUUUCACACGGUGCGAGACGAGGCGAGGUUUCUUAGUAAGGAUUGUUUUUUCGGGGUGGAAGGUUGCGCGAGAGGUGGCGGGAGGAGGCGGAACGGUGAAAACAAAAACUGUAUAGUUUUAAGAAAUUCUUUUUGUGUUUGUUUGUUUACCUUGUGAGCUCGUCGGAGCACUUGAGUUGUUAUCUUCUAUUUGAUUCCGUGUCUGAGUUUGAAAAUAAUCACAGGGCUUUUCAUUUUUGAAGGUGAAGGAGCAAAAGAAAGAGGUAAUUAGCCAUCAGAACAGCUGGAUGUGAGCAGAUGUUUGUGAGUGCAGACUUUCGCCUGCAGGUGGAAUUGAGAUGAAGAUGUCUUGCUACACACAAACUCUUAACUCUCACACAACUUGAUUGAAGUCUUUCUUCUUAUUCCUUGAACAUGUCCAAGAAGUGCAAAAACAUUACACCAACUGGUUUGGGGGAUCGAACAGUGACUGAAAAACUUCAGCAUGCAGACACACAGACACACACAGACACACACACACAAAAACACACAAACAAACCAACAGACACGCACAGUCCUCACCCAGGUUUUAACCUUUAUUGUUGUUGUUGAUGUUGUUAUGGACUUUUAUGGUGCUGAUCUGAUCUGAUCCUCCAUCCGACACACACACACACACACACACACACACACAGACAAAAAUCAUAGUAACACAUAUGCAAACACACAUAAAAAAACACUUUCACCAUCUCAAACACAGUACUGAACUGCCUAUACCCUUUCUUUGUCUUUUAUUCCUUCUUUUUAGUUAAUUUUAUUCUUUCUUUUGUUGCGUAUUGUAUUGAUAAAUCGUAUAUAGAUUUACACACAAACACUUGUCUAUACCUCUCCUUCAAACUUUACCCAAUGAGAAAGAGAAAUGCACCCUACUGCUACUGUACCAUACAACUGUACUAUUGAAUAUUAAAGUAUUCUCUCACUAGAUAUAUAAAUAUAUAUAUGUGUAUAUGAUAUAUGCUUGAAUUAUGUGAUUAUAGUUGUAAUAUACAUAAUUGAAUACAUUACAGAAGAACCCAUUUGAAUCAUUUUGUCAGUUUUUUCUCAGGUGUUUUUUUUUUUUUCUGUCUGAGUAAUAAAUGCGCAUAUUGAAAAAACAAACAAACAAAACAACAAAAAAGAUUUUUAAUCUGAUCACAGAAUUUAUGGUUUGAUUGACUUUGUGGGAGGAGAUGGACUUAUAUUUAGAUUCUCCUGUCGAGCUUUUAUUGUUAUUAUUCUCUAUUUUUUGCCCAGUUUGCUACUAACUCACCAGCAUGGGAAAACGUCCUACGAAGACCAGCUACUGACCGUCCACUAAGCCCCGCCUCCUCUGGUCACUGUUGCUAUGGCUCCCCAAUUCAGUUCACCAUGGCAACUGUGGAAAUUCUGAGAUUCCAUUGGAAUUGUACCAAAUUUACAUCCUGUGUAUCACAUAUUGAAAUCAUGCCUUAUUACCUUUUGAGUAUAUUUUUAGCUAACAGUCGUGGUGAAUUGCAGGUGUUCACGAUCUAAUGUCACAUUCACUUCAGGCUAGGAGUCCAGUUUAUCUUGCUGUGUCUUAUUAGAUCACAGAACCUCCGGAAUCUGAAAAAAAAAUCAUUAAAAAAAAAACAGAAUCUUAGUUUGAGAAAAAUACAGAAAGUCUGCAUUUUGGACAACUUAUAUCAAGAAAUAAAGAAUACUUACAAGAAAUAUUCACCAUUGACAAGGAUGUCACAUGUCAAGGAGAUCUGCUAGCUUUGCACAGACAUGAAAAAUAUCUUUUGGAUUUAAUAAAAAAAACUAACAAAUCAAUCCCUCACGUUGCAGUCAUGGACUGUUGAUGACACACCAAUGAUUUUCUAUAUUAGAAACACUUCUAGAAAAUUAGAAAAUAAACUUGUAUGGUAACUCCCCGUUAGCUGUAAGUGAUCUAGUUUGGUGGUUUUUAAUAUUGUAAAGACGACCUUGAAUUUGCCUUUUUGUUAUUAGAAAGACUUUUUUAGUGUGAUAAAGACGAAUCCAAAGCUCGAUGGGUCUUCUGUCGUUGCAGCUGCUGAGCUGUGAUUGGACGCCCGGUGAAGGAGGAAGGGGCCUCGUGGACGGUUGUGUAGAACUGUUGUGUUCACAGAUGGCAGUGAAGCCCUCGGUCUUGUUACCUGUUCGAUAGUCACAAUCAAACCUAAUAUGAUUCUGCUUUUUUCAGUUGUCCUCUUUAGGGGAAGAAAUAAAGCUCUUUUUGAGUUCCUAGACCAGUUUUCACUUGAUUUCCCAUCAGCCCGUGCACUGUUUGCACCGCCCACAGAGACUAAACCAACCCCCAAGGUGUAUCAUGGGUAUUUUAGAUCUAUCCAUUUUUAUAUAUACAUAUAUAUAUAAAAUAUACAGUGUAUAUACAUAUGUAUAUGUAUGCAUUUUUUCCUGUCCACUUUUUUUGGGAAAUAUGUUGAGACACUUUUGAAUUGAAAUCCCUGGAAGAGAAGUCUCAGAGCUCCUCACGCUUCAGUCCGUUGAUAGAAGGCUGAAGCUGUGGGUUUUUUUGUUUUUUCUUUUUGAUACCAGGGAUUUCGUUGGGGAUUUCUUCACAGACGUUUCAGAAACUUUUUGACAGUGCUAUUUUUCUAUGUAACUGUGUUGUUGAGCGUGUUACGACUUUUCUCUCCGGCGAGCAUUCGAGGCCCGCUCGUCAUGUGGUGGCAGUGACAGUUUCGCUGCUGUGCGAUAAAACGGCAUUGCGGGUAGUCAUGACAACAGUAAUAAUAAUAAUGAUGAUGAUAACAAUAAUGUACACAGCCUUGUUAUUUCUUCUUCAACUUUGUGGAUUCUCAGCUAACUUCUCCUUGUUGUGACUGACUGUUAUGAACAAGUCCCAUGAGCGCAACAUUACCCCGACUCCUCACCAGUAUUGUGUGCUGUCCACGGGGAUGAUGGCAUAUGUGGUCUUUUUUCCCUCCAAACACCAAUAAAGGCUAAUCCUUAUUCACCGA